Trichoderma harzianum CBS 226.95 is the source of this 1614-nucleotide messenger RNA. RefSeq lists its product as hypothetical. The record is from RefSeq and is a predicted model, not a curated record. Lineage: Eukaryota; Fungi; Ascomycota; Sordariomycetes; Hypocreales; Hypocreaceae. The coding region runs from base 443 to 1498 and encodes 351 amino acids. The transcript has a single exon.
CGACAGGGUUACUUCAGCCCUCUCCAUCUGCUUUCUCUCCCUGUACCCAGUACUGUCUGUUGACACCAAGACUACCCUCAAUGAGGGUGGCUAGCUUAUCCUCAAGCGUCAUCCGUCCAGCCCCAGUCGACAGUCAUUGUUGUUGUUGUUGUUGUUGAGCUGGGCCGUCACCUCCAGCCUACGCCUCGACUUGUUAUAACGAACGUUAUAUCCACCACGUACGCCUCCACAACCUCCCAUCCUGUCCUUCUCUCCUCCUCUCCUGUUUUCUUACUUGCCCAACUCCCCCAUCCCCAGUCAUCGUACUCUCAUUUUAUGACUUUGAUUGUUACAAGUAUUGUUUCUUUCUUGCAUGCCCCGCAGCCUGGUUCUUUUUUGCACCAUCCUCUGAUGUCUACUUAAACACAUGCAUACACUCCUGUAACUCGCGGCAUAUGUGAUGAUGCUCACCAUCAAGCAGCAAUCGACGACAUACGGCUACAAGUCCGUCCAUGAUUUGCCAACUCCGCCUUCCACUUCCCGGCCCUCUCCUCCCUUGAACUAUCAAGAUCCAUCCUACAAACCGUACCUUGUCUCUCAGAACAGCCCGGUGCAGCCCAUGUCUACUUCCCAUCGUGGCCUGCCUCCUCCGGCGGCCAUGACUCUACCUCCACAGCAGCCUCCUUCCGUUGGCCCUCCGCCGUCACAUCACGCUCAACCACCACCUCCUCUACCGCUGUCACAGCCCUCUCACCAGGCACAACAACCAUGGCCUUCGCCUUCGGCGGGCCUGCCUCCGCCACCACAGCAAUGGCAAGGAGCUGAGGAGUCUAUGCGGACCUGGCUCCAGGCCAAGACAGAGGAGGAGAAAACGAGGCAAGAAGAGGAGAGGACUAGGCAAGAGACUCUACGUCUAGAACAGAGAAAAAUCGAAAUGGAUAUUUUGCGAGCCUCUCUUGGCGGCGGCAUCCCACCUCCCAUGGUUCCUCUGGUCUUUGCUGGUAUGGGAAGCGGAGGUACUCUUCCCCAGGCCGCCCUUGAAUGGGCACAGCAGUUCAUGGCUCCGGCUCAAGGGCAUCAUCCCCAGCUACUUCCGCCCCAGCGACCGCACUCGCCAGACCAUUCGAGGGAGCCUGUAGGACACGGCAUGGUGUACGCUACUUCUCCAGCACAGGUGACUUCAGCUCAAGGCCCCGGUGGGUAUGGGCCGUAUCCAGGAUCGCCAACGAGGCCAAGAGGCCAGACUAUCUCUGGCGCAAUGGGCCGACCAAUUGGAAUGGCAUCAAACAUGGUGGGCGUCGCCAACCCUCCCCACCCCCCGGGGCAAGGACCUCCUCCUGUGAUGCCGCCUUACCAAGGACACGCGCAUACACAGUCACAGUCAUCCCAGCAUGACACGAGCCCAUCGAUCUAUUUCCACCACUGGCAGCCACCGGCGACGCAGAGCGGCAGCAGCUCGAACCGGCCCGGAACACCGUCUGGUUCGUCAAAAUUCAAGAGAAAGCGAGACUCCCUUUAAGCUAACCUGGGUUUGUGCCGCUGUAACAGGGGAGGCUCAGAAGAAGCGAAAGACAACGGGAGGAGCUUCUCAACAGGUAACCAGAGCUCCGAGCGAAGACCGAUAUCGAUCCCCGC